Messenger RNA from Drosophila innubila, 4820 nucleotides. RefSeq names its product patched domain-containing protein 3 (gene Ptr). Gene Ontology annotation, cellular component: plasma membrane; cytoplasmic vesicle membrane. The transcript is spliced from 10 exons. Lineage: Eukaryota; Metazoa; Arthropoda; Insecta; Diptera; Drosophilidae. The record is from RefSeq and is a predicted model, not a curated record. Bases 269 to 3832 code for a protein of 1187 amino acids.
UAUAUAUAUUUUUAUUAAAAUGACGAACCAGACAGCGCGUGUGCUUGGUGUUCUUCUAUAAGGAAUAGCCUCCAUAAUAUUUUGAAUCAAUAAUAAUUAUAACAUAUUAUUUUUGUCAUAUGCGAAUAAACGAAAUAAGUGCAAUUUAAAUCAUUCACAAGAGAUUAAAAGGCUUACUGCAAAUAUUGCAAAACGAAUAACUUUUUAUAAUCAUAAUCUCAAACCUUUUAUUGGAUAUUAAACGAACGAACUUCGCAACAAUUUCAAGAUGACUUGCGGCAUAUCAUGUGUCGAUAAGACACUAAAUAAAUCAUUUUAUCAUCUUGGCAUUUGUAUAGCCAAACAUCCGGGCUACUUUGUCAUUAUACCUGUGAUGUUAACUCUGCUAUGCAUGACAGGUUAUCAACAAUUAAAAUAUCAAAUCGAUCCUGAAUAUCUAUUUUCGCCUAUUAAUGGCGAGGGGAAGGCCGAGCGUGCGGUUGUUGAGCAAUUUUUUAAAGUGAAUUAUACGCAUCGCUUCAAUGUGGGACGCAUUACGAGGCCCGGUCGCUUUGGUCGAGUCAUUGUCAUACCCAAAGAUGGCGAUGAGAAUAUGUUACGUCGCGAGAUCUUUAUGGAACUGAGACAAUUGGAUAAUCUCAUACAGAAUGCGACAACAACCUAUGAUGGUGAUACAUUCACCUACAAGGAUAACUGUGCACGCUGGGAGAAUGAAUGCUUUGAGAAUGAUAUAUUAAACUUGGAUGCAUUAAUGGAUGAUAUCGAAUCGGGUCAACUGAAUCUCACAUUUCCCAUAAUGUUUAAUCCUGUAACUUGGGAUGCCCAUGCAUUUCCCGUAUUCUUUGGAGGCACAAAACUAACCGAGGAUAAUUAUAUUAUAAGUGUGCCAGCCAUACAAUUAGUUUACUUUGUCACUGCCGAUACAAAACGUCAGGAUGCCAAGGGUGCUGAAUGGGAGGAAACCUUUUUGCGUGUGGUGGGCAAGGCGGAAACCACAGGGAUGUUUAAGCACAUUUCAGUAUCGUACUUUGCCUCUCGCACCUUAGACCAUGAGCUGGAGAAAAAUACAAAGACGGUGGUACCUUAUUUCAGUUCCACAUUUCUUCUAAUGGGUUUAUUCAGUAUCAUAACCUGCAUGAUGGGCGAUGCAGUACGCUCGAAACCUUGGCUUGGACUAAUGGGUAAUGUUUCGGCCAUAAUGGCCACAUUGGCUGCCUUCGGUUUGGCCAUGUAUUGUGGUAUUGAGUUUAUUGGCAUUAAUUUGGCAGCGCCUUUUCUCAUGAUUGGUAUUGGCAUCGAUGAUACGUUUGUUAUGUUAGCUGGUUGGCGUCGCACUCCGGCCAAGAUGCCCGUACAGGAGAGAAUGGCUCACAUGAUGUCUGAGGCAGCUGUUUCAAUUACCAUCACAUCGGUCACAGAUUUCAUAUCCUUUCUGAUUGGCAUCAUUAGUCCCUUCCGUUCGGUUAAGAUCUUUUGCACCUAUUCAGUAUUUGCUGUCUGCUUCACCUUCAUCUGGCACAUCACAUUCUUUGCCGCAUGCAUGGCCAUUUCGGGCUACAGGGAACGCAAGAACCUUCAUGCCAUUUUCGGUUGCAAGGUGAAGCCCAUGUCGGUGGCUAUUAAAGAGAAACGCAACUUCCUCUACAAAGCGAUCAUGGCCGGUGGUAUUGAUCAUAACGAUCCGGAUAAUCCCAUUGAUAACAAGGAUCACAUGUUAAUGGCAUUCUUUAAGGACAAACUGGCUGCGGUGAUUAAUAACAAAUGGUGCAAGAUCUUGAUCAUCUUGGCCUUUGCCAGCUAUCUGGCAGGUGCUUGUUAUGGCGUCACACAGAUCAAAGAGGGUCUGGAACGUCGCAAAUUGUCACGGGAGGACUCCUAUUCGGUUGAGUUCUUCGAUCGUGAAGAUGAUUAUUAUCGCGAAUUUCCCUACAGAAUGCAGGUUAUCAUAUCGAGUCCUUUGAAUUACUCUGACCCAUGGGUGCAGGACCAAAUGGAGAAUCUGACGAGAACGUUGGAACAUACCUCGUAUGUUACAUCUUCAUUGUAUACGGAAUCCUGGUUACGUUCAUUCCUCUCGUUCAUGGAUCGCAAUGAUGACUAUCUAAAUAUGACAAUCGAUGACGAACCAUCAUUUAUCGAGGCUGUCAAGGAACACUGGCUCUUCCCCGGCAAUCCCUUCUCCCUGGACGUGCGUCUAAAUGAGGAAGAAACACAGAUUAUCGCCUCGAGAUUUCUUAUACAGGCUGUCAAUAUUACGGAUACAAAUCAUGAAAAGGAAAUGGUUCGAGAUCUGCGAAAAAUAUGCAAGGACUCACCACUGAAUGCCUCCAUCUUCCAUCCCUACUUUGUGUUCUUUGAUCAGUUCGAAUUGGUUCGUCCUGUUUCACUCCAGGCUAUGGUUAUUGGUGCCAUUAUCAUGAUGAUCAUCUCGUUUAUAUUUAUACCCAACAUACUCUGCUCACUUUGGGUUGCCUUUUCGGUUAUAUCCAUUGAAUUGGGCGUGGCAGGCUAUAUGGCACUGUGGGAUGUCAAUCUCGACUCUAUAUCGAUGAUAAAUCUGAUUAUGUGCAUUGGAUUCUCAGUGGACUUUACCGCACACAUUUGCUACACAUAUAUGUCCUCAAAGAAGCGUAGUCCCAAGGCACGAGUUCGAGAGGCACUACACUCGUUGGGUCUGCCCAUUGUACAGGGUUCCAGCUCGACAAUAUUGGGCAUCAUUGCCUUGUUGCUGGCACAGAGCUACAUAUUCUUGGUGUUCUUCAAAAUGGUCUUUCUGGUCAUCUUCUUUGGCGCCAUGCAUGGACUCUUCCUAUUGCCCGUGUUGCUGUCGCUUUUUGGACCUGGUUCAUGGCAAACUUGGACGGGUCGUGAUGAUGGUAGCGAUGCAGAAUUUGAUGACAGUGUGGACAAUAUGAAACUGGGCCAUGUGAUGGAGAAACCCUUUGCUCAGUCGUAUUAUAUGCAGUAUCCUAGCAUGGGAUUAAAUGGACCUUAUGCCUAUGGCUCCAAGGGUUUCCUAGGUGCGCCCUAUAAGGCCUAUGGUGUCGAUGAGAAGGAUCAGGGCCUGGGUACCUCGGGUGAGGACUCUUCGGAAAGCAGCUCCAGUCGCUCCCAGCGACGUCAACAGCUCGCAGCCAAUGCUCCUGUGCCGGAGGAAGAUGCCGCCCAAUUGCGACGUCGCUAUGAGGAUGGCUGGCGUCGUUCUAGCUAUCAGAAUAUCUACGGAAAUGGAAAUGGCAGUGGCGGUGCACAGUUCCAGGCACAGCCCGAUCUCUAUGGCCAGCAAGUGUCUGCCGCCGAGUGGCGACAACGUUUGGAUGCCCACGAGCAACAGCAUCGCAGUGGGAAGCAGCGACGCAGUGAGGUCCACGAUAACUAUGACAGAGAUAUGCAGAGAGCACGUCGUAACUCCCAUGGCGAUAUCAUUGAUAUACACACGCCCACGCCCAACUCUUCGCUGGAUGAGAGAAUGAGAAGGCAAUAUCAGCAGGCAAUAAGUGCGGGCAGUGGCGAUGAUAGCAGCUAUCAUCGAGUGCAGCCCGAAUCGAGUCCAGCUCCAUUGGCCAACAGCUCUGCCAAGCGGUAUCAUCGUCGCAGAUCCUCUGAGGACUCGACGCGUUAUCACCAACGUUGGCCGGCGAACAUCGAGGAGCGUCGUGCUCGACGAGCUCAUUCGCCCAGCCAGCAGCGACACUCGCAAUCGCAUUCCUAUUCAGAGACUGCCGCCGUUGCCGACAACUUCGCCCGUCGCUCCUCCUCGCAUCAUAAUCUCUACCAGCCGAGCGGUAAAGUGACGCAUCAGCCGCCCACUUAUCAGUAUGGAGAUUAUUAACACCCGGUAACAAGUAAAGAAAUGCAAUGAGGAAGUCAUCAACUAACAGGGACAAUCAGGCGACUACUUCCUAUUAAAUGCAAAAAAAAGCUAAUUAAGUCUAGUUUUAAUAAUUUUGCCUAGGCGAUCUAUAAAUAAUUACAUAUUUAUCUAAAGCUCAAGCUUUUUCGACUAUAUUUAAUUUGUAAUGCCGUGAAAUCUCUUCCACUCUCAUUUAUUUAAAGUUCCAUUCAAGUUUACUACUUUCAGGUCCGUCCAACAGCUUCUUAUUUACUAUGGUUUCUGUUCAAAUUAAGCGAUCUGGCAACUCCGCAUAUAUCUUAUGUGUGCGUUAAGUUGGCUGCGCCUGACUGUCCGUGUAUUAGCUCGUUUCAUAAAUGAUUUCAUGGCAUAAACUCAAAAAUUAACUCUAUUUUCGGCUUGCCCCUUUAUAAAAUGUUUCAGACUUCUGUAGUUUUUAUCAGUUAUUGCAAAUAUUUACUUCGAUAAUAAAGAUUCGAAUUUUCAAUUUUUUAGUGAUGCUAAUUUAGAAGUUUUUGAAAUAUUUUUGCAUUUUAGUUUGAAGAAAAACCGUUUUCGAGAAGCCUUACACUCGUACACAAUGUAUGCAUUUCAUGAAAGGCAAACUCAAGUCACAUAUCUUAAGUUUUCACAUUUAGUUUAUAUAAAUUUCAGUCACACUUUUAUCAGUGUUUAUUUAAAUUAAAUUUUAGCUAUGUUUAACUAAAUGUGUGGGCCUUGUGGUCCAUUUAAAAAUAUUUUGUAUAGUGCUAGUAACAAAAAUAUAAAUACUAAUAGCUAUAAAUAAACUGAAUAAAUAUUUAACUACUCAUGUUAAGAGCUGCACUCAUCCCACAUUCUAGACUAAAAUUAAGACUAGACUAAUGUGCAGUUUUAGCAAUGUACACGUAAGUUUAAGGGACACAAGUUUGUAGCGUGUUAACGAUUUUUGCUAUUGAAUAAAUAUUUUAUAUUUUCCUAGAAACAA